AUGGAACGCGUUAGAGAAUCAUCAGAAAAUCUUGCUUCCACGACAACGUCUUCUUCUUCUCCCUCCUGCGAUGUAGACGUUAAGGAUCGUGGAAAACAACCAACACCUCUCUCAACGAGAAGAUCUCGAGCUGGCUUCUCUGAUUCUUUCUCUUCUCAUGAUUUACAAUCAUUCUGUUCAAAUGAAGAAACCAUAAAAUUCUCCCCCAACAAAUUAAAAUCAGAUGAUGACUUACAAAGGAGCAUAGAAUCAGAAACAGCAUGUCCCGUGGUGAGCACGUCAGCAGAAGCUCAACACCAUUCACACCACCACAUAGGCCUCAGUAGCGGUCACUGGAGAGGUCGUUUCGUCCGUUUACUCAAGAAAGGAUCAUCCGCAAUGCCAUUCAACACACCUCUUAAAGGAGUCCCUAAACUAACCAGACGUAAAAGCAAACGCAUAAGAGACAACAUGGUCCCUGUUCUACCUGCAGCUACUUCUCUCGACACUGGUGACUUGUUCUGUUUCAAACCCUCUUGGAGAAACUACUCUCUCCAAGAUAUUCAAACCGCUACUAAUGGAUUCAGCCGUGAUAAUCUGAUAGGGGAAGGAGGAUAUGCAGAAGUGUAUCAGGGGCAGAUGGCUGAUGGGCAAAUAGUAGCCAUAAAGAAACUAACUAGAGGUUCUGCUGAAGAGAUGACAAUGGAUUAUCUGUCGGAAUUAGGGAUCAUAGUUCAUGUAGAUCAUCCAAACAUUGCUAAGCUUAUUGGAUAUUGUGUCGAAGGAGGGAUGCAUCUUGUUCUUCAGCUAUCUCCUAAUGGAAGCCUAGCUUCUUUACUCUACGAGGCGAAAGAGAAAUUGAGUUGGAGCAUAAGAUACAAAGUGGCGACAGGAACAGCAGAAGGACUGUACUAUCUCCAUGAAGGUUGUCAGAGAAGGAUCAUUCAUAAAGACAUCAAAGCUUCUAACAUUCUUCUCACUGAGAAUUUCGAGGCUCAGAUAUCUGAUUUUGGGCUGGCUAAAUGGCUACCAGACCAAUGGACUCACCAUACCGUGUCGAAAAUAGAAGGAACAUUCGGUUACCUUCCACCGGAGUUCUUUAUGCACGGGAUUGUAGACGAGAAAACAGAUGUGUAUGCUUAUGGUGUACUGCUUCUUGAGCUCAUUACUGGUAAACAAGCCCUUGACAGCUCACAACAUAGCCUUGUCAUGUGGGCGAAGCCAUUGAUCAAAGAAAACAAGAUCAAAAAACUUGUUGAUCCGGUUAUGGGAGAUGACUACGACUUAGAAGAGUUGGAACGUCUAAUUGUGGAGAUUCUAAGGGGAGACAAGUGCAGCUUAGACCAACUAAAACAACGACAAAACUCCAAACUACAGAGGACUUACUCAGAAGAACUAUUGGAUAACGAAGAAUACAAUUCAACAAGAUACUUGAACGAUAUUAAUCGACACAUGGAAACUGUUCUCGGAACAUCUAAAGACUCAUGA
Eruca vesicaria subsp. sativa (arugula) is the source of this 1467-nucleotide messenger RNA. NCBI's taxonomy places the organism in Eukaryota, Viridiplantae, Streptophyta, Magnoliopsida, Brassicales, Brassicaceae. The record is from the annotation of a GenBank genome assembly.